AUGUCUUCUCAAAGAGAGCGGCACCGCCUGACAGUGGAUCUGGAAAAUGGCGACAACACCGAGCGCCGCAUAGCAGAGUUUCGGCGCAACCUCCAGGCCUACGAAGACAUGUCUCAUCAGAACAGCGCUUCCGAUCCUGAUUCUGGUUAUGGCACCAUUACCCCUGAACCCGCUGCUGCUUUUGUCGCCGAUCCAGAUUCUCCUCAUCUGGCUCCGAGCCCACGCCUGCAUCCCAACAUCACAACGCGUCCCCGCAACCGCAAUGGUCGCCGUCUGAGUGGUCUGUUAGGCAUCUCCCAUCGUGGUCGUCAUGUUCGAACACCCACCUUUGAUCACGACAACAGACCCAAGAUCUCAAGACCGAUUGUCGAUCAAGGAGAGAUUGGUGUUCCUAAUGAUGGACCAUACAUCUACAAUCAUCCCAGUCGACCUCGUCUCGAUGUUGAGAUUCCGCGAAGCAGUUUCAGUGAUCUCUGGGGCCAGAGAUAUGGUCCUAUUGGCGAUGAGGGAUACAAUGUGGAUCAUGUCCAACGUGAUGGCAGGAACACUCAGAAGAACUACAGACAUGAUACCAGGAGAUAUGGUGUCAGUCUUGGUGGCAUUGCUGACUGGAAUGCUUUCGUCACCGCCAACCGUGCAUCCGGAUCGUCAGUGAGCCCUGAAGAUGAGGAAGCAAAUGCAGGCGCAGAAGAUGAUAAUGGUAUGGACGUCUCAUACCUGGCGCCCUUGGUAUCUCCGACUCCUGCAUCUUCUUCGACGUCGAACGUCACAGCAUCAGCCUCACUUCCAUCCAUCUCCAACCUGCCGCCUCUGCCACCUUCAACAGUCGCCUUGAACGACGAACGCAUUACCACCCCUGAACCAGAAGAAGACCGCGCCCGCGCACCCACCCCUCUAAGUCGCGAACCAAGUGAACGCUGGAUUCGCCACCCACUUCGCCAAAACCCACCAAACCAUCAUCUAUCUCUGCCACCCCCUCCUCCGUCCUCACCAAUACUCCACCCAUCAACCCCAUCACCUAUCCCUCAGUGGCCAAACUUACAACACUUCCGUCCUUCUUGUGGAGUUGUGAUUGCCAAUAUCGGCACUACAGCUAUGGUGCAACCAUUUAUUGUUCUCCCUGAUGAUGAAGACAGUUUUGUCGAUGCUUCAGACGAUGGUGAGAGUUUUACUCACAGUUUUGGAGGUGAUGAGGAAGUUGUGCAUGUAAGGGAGGAUACACCUCCUCCUUCUCCUCCUGUGCAGAGAAGACUUUUUGUUGAUGCUUCUGCUUCUACUGCUACUUCCACUUCCCAACCUCAUCAACGUAGAAGAAGCACAAGUGGAGGUCUUAGAUCCCUCUGCUGUGGAUUAUUUCCACGCCGUUCUCGUUCUCGUUCUCAAACCGUCCACCCUUCCGCCGUCGUUCAACCCUCUGCUUCAACAGAACGUCCUGCCUUAAUGGCGCAGACACGUGUACCAGUCACUCACACCACUAUCCCUGAAGAAGACGAAGCGGAUGAAGAAGACAACGAUCAAGAAAAUCAACCUCCCACAAUCAUCGAAACUUUGGUCGAAUCAAACGAUGGAAACGGACACAUCCCUGAGGUCCGGCAGGAGCAAGAGGAAGAGCAGGCAGAAGGUGGUGCCAGUAGAAGACACUCUGUACGCCACAGUUGGGUUACCGUGUCUAGAUGGUUGGAGUAG
Molecule: messenger RNA, 1686 nt
Organism: Aureobasidium melanogenum CBS 110374
Lineage: Eukaryota; Fungi; Ascomycota; Dothideomycetes; Dothideales; Saccotheciaceae
Exons: 3
Coding region: 1-1686 (561 amino acids)
Source: RefSeq, a predicted model, not a curated record